CUUGAUAUUGUCGUCGCGUUCUCCUGCAGUGAAGGCACUCUAAAUUACGCGGAGAGUUAUUUGGAUAUCCAGGGCAUUCUUCAUGAGAUAAAUGAUAAUGCGCCAAUGUUUCCUCAAGAUGAUUGCAAGAUAUCUUUAUUUGGUUGUUAUGUGGCCGAUGGUGGCGAUCACCAUUCAAUAAAGGUUGGAACUGAAACUGCUGGUCCGGGAACUUACCGUUCUGGGAAAAAUAAGAGAAUUGCAGAAAUCAACUGGAUCCAACUUGGCAAUGAUCAUUCAGUGGUGCAUGGUAGGGAUAUAGCACCAAUUCCUAAGUUGAAAUGUUUAAAAUGGAGAGGGGUAGCUAUAACCCAGUUAGAUGUCCAUUGAAUUCAGGUAAUAGUAUAUGAGACUCCCCAAUUCAGGAAUCAUCAUUAUUCGCUUGGUUAUUCUCCAGCUGAGCAUGUCAGAUCCUCUAUAAAGAAACCAAUGUGGGCUCAGAAUCUUUACCAAAAAAGAAGCCAUAUUGAAUUGGAAGAAUACUGUGAUUCAGACUAUUAACACUGCUGGUGCCGCUAAAGUCCGUUUUGAGUCGCAUUUUCCUGCCAAAAGAUCCAGUACUGCAUUUCAUGUUUUUUCCAUGUUCACAAAUUUUUGCUGGCUAUUAUUUGCCACAACUCUAGCAUCGCUGUCAACAUUCUUGUUUUCAGUUCUUCAGUCCUUCCUCACUGCUUGGAGCUAUGUGUCACGCUGGUCUUUUGUACACACCAUAUUGGGUAUUUUGUUUCAUAAGACCUGCAAAAAUUUAGAGGUCCGCUGCCCCCAGCUACUGUUUUGGCCAGUUUUUCUUCAAGGUUCCGGUGUCAGGUGUCAACCUUGUGUGGAGUAUUCUGAAAUGGCAGCAUUUCGUAGACACUUUGUGUGGUCUAGUCUUUUUGUUGAUCUUCUUCUAGGAAAUGUGCUUGGCAUUCUAUUGUCUUCUCAAGCAGAAGCUGUUUGCUCAUUCAUUUUGAGUUUAGCUGAUGGCAUAACCAACCAUGUUCUGCGUACUGGUUGUGUAUGGCUGAUGGGAAACCCAGCUGGUUUCAAGUUGAAUGCUGAGUUAGCCGGUGUCCUUGGAAUGGUUUCUCUUAAUGUUGUUCAGAUAUGGUCCACUGUUUGGUCAUUUAUAAAUUCCUUUUUGCCUUAUCUCCUGAAAACAAUUGCUGUAUGUGGCCGUAUUUUUGGUCUGACUACUGCUUCUGCUUUGACCAUUGACAUAAUCUCAUUAGCAACGUUCCAUUUGUCUGCUCUUCAUUGGUUACUUUCACUACUCUAUUCAAGGCAGAUACAAUUUAUAUCAACUUUGUGGCGCUUUUUCAGAGGUAGGAAAUGGAAUCCUCUUCGGCAGAGAUUAGAUAGCUGCGGUUACACAGUGGAACAACAUGUUAUUGGCUCUCUUCUGUUUACUCCUCUCUUCCUUUUGUUACCAACUGUUACUGCAUUCUAUAUUUUCUUCACGAUUAUAAAUGCAAGUCUAGGGUUGAUUUGCAUAGUUAUUGAUUUGGGGAUAUUAGUUAUCCACGUCACACCAUAUACUAAAGUUGCUCUUUGGUUGCUGAGGAAGAAACGAUUUCCUUGUGGUAUAUGGUUUGAGAUUGCAGCUCUUCAAUGUGAUUUGACAACCUCUUUACACAUUGGGUCUUCAGAUGAAACCGUCAAUCUGGUGGCCAGCAGAAAUUGUUACAGAUCAUCUGGUGUGGUUUUGUUUUUGCGAGGCAACUAUUUGAGCUUAAGAGAAGUGGUUUGGCCCCAUUAUAGUUGUGUGUUUUCAGCAGUUUCAAGGUCGUCCAUGGCAUCAUCAGCCUACAGAGUUCUAACAGGAAAACGUAUUUCCUACACACUAGGCACACGUGGGCUACCCAGGAAGCUGCCAUGGAUGGCCGUUCCAUACAAAGUUUACUGGCACCUCUGUUGCGAUGCAAUCCUUUCUUGCGGGAAAGACUGAAAGCCAUGUUGUGGCGGCGUUAAUCGAGGAUGAUGCUUGGUUAAUAUAAUAUGGUGGUUUGAUCGAGUGAUGAUGAUAAUGAUGGUUAUGAUGAUGAUGAUAAUGAUAAUGACAAUGAUGAUGGUUAAUAUAAUAUGGUGGUGGUUUGAUAUGUUUUAUGAGAUGUAGUUUAUUCGUUCUUUUGUUUAUAGCUUAGGGCCUGCUUUAAAAAAAGUAAUCAGGUUAUUCAGUCAGUGAUUAUGAAUUUAUGAUAAAAAGAAAUGAGAUUAAACUAAGGAACAAAGCGUUGUUUCAGCUAAAGAAACUAUUAAAGAAAAGGUUUAG
Messenger RNA from Cuscuta europaea, 2290 nucleotides. Lineage: Eukaryota; Viridiplantae; Streptophyta; Magnoliopsida; Solanales; Convolvulaceae. The record is from the annotation of a GenBank genome assembly.